Messenger RNA from Cynoglossus semilaevis (tongue sole), 1426 nucleotides. It is a transcript of the gene c19h1orf216, whose product is annotated as chromosome 19 C1orf216 homolog. The transcript is spliced from 2 exons. Bases 137 to 1207 code for a protein of 356 amino acids. Lineage: Eukaryota; Metazoa; Chordata; Actinopteri; Pleuronectiformes; Cynoglossidae. The record is from RefSeq and is a predicted model, not a curated record.
AAAAAAAGUUCAUGCAAAUAUAUUCAGAUGUGUUUGUCCUCCGUGCUGCUCUUAUGUAAGACGAACAGAGAAGAUGAAGGGCAGAGGCAGCGGACUCUUCUUCACCGAGGAGCCGUAGACAGGAGGCAGCACGGAGAUGGGUGAGUCACAGUCCCGCUCAGCGAUGCUUCAACAUCAGGACCAACCUUUGAACUACAGAGGUCACGGAGGGGCCAACAGCAAACCGUCCUCCUCGCUUCGAAACAGGAAGUGCGAGAAAGAUGGCAACUUCAACUUCCUGCCUUGGAAAGACGACUUCACAGGGAACGGAGGCGGAGACGAGAACCAGAACCCGGUGCGACCUCGUAGCCUGGGUCUAUUGGGCCGUGACCCCCAUAACGUCCCCCCGUCCUCUGGGCAUCACAACGCACAGAGACAGAAGAUGUCCUGCUGGAGCCCACUGGAGCCGCUGCCGGAGAUUGAGAGCGGCGAGGACGGGUACGGACGAGUUCCUCCUGACGGAGCGGAGGAACGGAGGAUGGAGGAGGAGGAGGUGGGGAUGCUGAAGAGGCAGAAUCAAAUGAAGCAGCAGGAGAUGAAGCUGCAGAUGAAGAGAGGAAGCUUUGGAUUCAGAGGACGAGAGGAAGACCAAGACAGGGUCCUGGACCGUGAGGACGAGAACGAGUGGGGAGACAGCGGCUCAGACUCCGGGUCAGAAGGUGGCAGCAGCGGAUCCUCUCUUCACACAGAGGGGGCAGCACAGGGUGACUGGAGCCGCCUGGGUGUGGGAGAGACCAGAUCCAACCAUCACUCCGGUGUGAACAGAGAGACACCUUCACGUCACCACAGCUUCAGCCGAAAGUCCCUGAGCGGGAGCUACAUGGAGAACUUCAUGGAGGAGGAAAUGAAAACCCGCGAAGAUGACGACGAUUCCUCGGACACAGACGGCGAGCUGCCAGAGAUGAUGGACGCCGUCUGGACUCUGAGAGACCGCGAGCACUUCAAAGCCCAGGAGAUGGAGAAGCACCAGGUGCAGCUGACCAUGUACCGCCGCCUGGCGCUGAUCCGCUGGGUCCGUACGCUUCAGAGCCGAGUCCAGGAGCAGCAGAACCGCCUGCAGUCCAGCUUCGACGUCAUCCUGACUCACAGGAAGGAGCUGCUGCGGAUGGGCGGCGCCACCGCCGUCGUGGCCAACACUCCUCCGCCGACUGCUGUCGGGCAGUCGUAAAACAGACGGAAACCGGUGAGAGCACAAACAGGAAGUGGAGUUGUUUCCCAUCAUCCUCUUUGGUGAACAGUUUUCCCUCGUGCUCCAGAAUGUCCGACACAGAAACCUUUGUUUUUGCUGAUUGUGUUCCACACAAACACAAUCAGUGUCGACUGUGAUGUUGUCCACAAAGCAACAUUUGCUCGGCCCAGAAAUGGACCACGCCCCUUAUUUGAGUUA